AAUGUGCCAUAUGGCCACGCAGCAGGCAGCCUUUGGGCUGAAGAACACUGUGGGGAAACAAUUCGGGACUUGAGUCUCUGAAGAGCAAGUCGUCGGGGAGACGCCUUGCAAAAACUCGGCUCGCAGGAUGCGCACAUUUCUAGACAUGCCGCAACAGUUUAAAAAAACAGAUUUCUUAAGCAGAAAGAGGUUUAGAAGGUGGUCAUGUGCCAAGAUCCUGAGGGUGAGGUGCCAGAAGAAUGCAGCAUUUCUAAAAUGGGUGCAGGUAACAGAAGAACAUUUGAAAGGUGAUAAUGCGGGAUCACACAUCCAGUGUUAAUGUGGAAGAGCUGCUGAGGCACUCUCAGAUGGAGUUACAGUGGAUCCAGAGACAGCUGGCCACGAUCGCUGCCAGGAAUACAAACCUUCACCACAUACACGCCAAGGCAAAGGCGGAGGUUUCAUCCCGGCUCGGCUCUUCAACUCAAAACCUGAGUCGCUUUCGCCUCCUGGAGGAACGAAAUCAAGUUUUGAGACGAGAAGUGGCCGCUCUCCGCCAAGAGAGGCAACAGUACCGCAAACUGAGAGUAAAGCUCCAUACUACUUUGCAGGAGAAAAAUCGUCUCAACCUCGAGCUGAUUGGCCAUCACCUGAAGGCCUCCAAAUAUGACCAGGUCCAAUCCGACUUUGCUCGGCUGAAAGAGACGCUUUCUGUGGUGAGCCGAGAGAGAGACGCGGCCCAACAGCAGCGCAACCAACUUGAGGGUGAAGUCGAGAACCUGGAAGAGGUUCUAAAGCAUAUGCGCAAGACUGAUGAGGACAAGCAGCGGCCACAGACAGAGCAUGAGCGGGCCGAGCAGAAAGAGAUCCAUCAGUUGCAAAAGGCCCGGCUUCAAGCUGACCGUGACCAUGAGCAAGCCAUACAACUGUUAGAGGUCCACAUUUGUGACCUGGGGCAGACAUGCGGUUCACAGAGUGAACACUUCCAUCAGUUGUCCAAAGAUCUGCUGAAUUUCCGUUUACAAUCCCAUUCUGUGGAGAUCCUCCUGAGUAAAGCCACCUCCGAAUCCUCCAAUUUCCUCUCAGAGGAGGAGCAGCUCCCAAAAGUCGCUGUCGGAUUUGAAACCCAGACAGAGGCAGGCGAUGAGAGAGCGCCAAACGCACCGCCACUGAUCUCCCAGUUCUUACAGUGCCCACAGCGGACUGGACACAGGGAAAGGCCAGAUUGGCCGUCCGUCAAAUCAGGCACCGUGAAAACGGAACUCGCCAGCUGCGCUCGGCGGCUGACACCAUCAGCGCUACAGAUGGAGGAUGAACCAAGCCCAUCACCCAGGUCCAAGCCCCGCUACACAGGCCAGGUCCGCCUUUGCACUGCCCGAUACAGUUACAAUCCCUACGAUGGACCAAACGAACAUCCCGAAGCAGAGCUCCCACUUGUGGCUGGGAAGUAUUUGUAUGUAUACGGCAACAUGGAUGAUGACGGAUUCUAUGAAGGUGAGCUGCUGGAUGGCCAGCGAGGACUUGUCCCAUCAAACUUUGUAGAGUUUGUCCAGGACAAGGAGAAGCUGUCCAUUCAAGCUGGAGAAGGAGAAGAUCUUGGCCCGGUUGAUCAUACGCCUCUAGCCUUGAUGCCCCUGGAUGGAGGUGCUGGCCAGGAUUGUCUCCUCGGCUCAGCGAAAGCCUUGGUACCCUGUAGCAACGGCACCGUGGGACCCCUGGACACUGGGGACCUGGCUGAAGACGUUGUGCCUUAUCCCCGAAAGAUCACGCUGAUCAAGCAGCUGGCGCGGAGCGUCAUCGUAGCUUGGGAGCCUCCGGUUGUGCCUUUGGGCUGGGGGAACAUCUCUGGCUACAACGUGUUGGCGGACGGCGAGCUACGAGCCAGCAUACAAUUUGGCGGACGUACCAAAUGCUUGCUGGAGAAACUGGACCUGGACGGAUGCAUUCACCGUGUGUCGGUACAGAGCGUCACCGACAGGGGAUUGUCGGACGAGCUGCGCUGCACUCUUUUAGUGGGAGCCAAUGUGGUGGUGGCACCUUGCGGCCUCCGGGUGGAUGACAUCCAGCGGGACACAGCCGAGCUCUCCUGGUUGCCAAGUAACAGCAACUACGGUCACACCGUCUUCUUGGACGGAGUAGAGCACACAGCGCUAAAGCCGGGGAGGUAUAGACUCCGCUUCUUCAACCUAAAGCCGCUGACGGUGUACAAAGUGACAGUGGCGGCACAGCCUCACCAGGUGCCAUGGCAACUGCCUCUGGAGCAGAGGGAGAGAAAGGAAGCGGGAGUGGAAUUCUGCACUCAGGCUGCAGGUCCAACACCCUAUUGCAGAACAGGUCCUCCCCUGCCUCCGCAAGAUGUACAGGUGCUCUGUGGGCAGGCACCCGGGGUCCUUCAGGUCCGCUGGAAGCCUCCCCUAUUGUCUCCCACAGGCACAUCCAAUGGUGCCAACGUCCUUGGCUACGCUGUCUGCACUAAAGGACAGAAGAUAGCAGAGGUGAUGUUCCCAAUGGCAGACUAUGUGACCGUGGAACUGACCAGGAUACAGUGCCUGGAGGCAAGGGAGGUCAUCGUCAGGACGCUGUCCGCACAGGGAGAGUCCCAGGACUCCCACGUCGCCCUCAUUCCAAACAACCUGCUCGUGCCUCUACCUCCGCUUCCUCUGCCAGCGCCGAUGCACCCCCAUCCCCACGGCCAGCCUCACCUUACGUCGCCUCACCACCCUCAUGUCAUCCCGCAGCUUCCUGCCCCGCCCCAAGCCCACGGACAACCACUCCCACAGCAGCCCCAUCCUCCACACCCUCAACCCCUCCCGGGACUCCCUCACCCAGGCGGGCCCCACCCGAACCAGAGUCGAACGCCGCAUCCUCAUCCUCAUCCGCAGCCCCUGCACCUCCAUCAAGGUCCCAGGCCCCAGCACCGACUGCCUCUGCAGCCCCACGCUCAUCCCCACCCCGUACCUCAGAGACCAGUAAGUGCCAGAGACCUGGAUGCCAAAGAGCAAGCCGGCCACCACACGGCCGCCGCCCCGCCCGGUUGGGACCUUACACGCUCCCCUUCGUCCCAGGCGCCUGUGCCCAUGCAGGGCCACACCCUUGAGCCCCCUCCACCUGGCAAUCCACGUUCCCCCUCCCCCCAGAGGAUCCUACCACAGCCGAGAGGCAAUCUCAUCCCAGACAAUGUGGCCAAAGCCAUCGCCCGGGAAGCGGCGCAGAGGGUGGCGGCCGAGAGCGGCAAGGGGGACCGGAGACCUGUUAGCUACGGCGAACAGGGUCAGUCCUUCCACCAGCGUCACUCCGAUGAGGAAGAGGAAGACGAGGAGGCGUUGGCACAUCGCCGACGAAGAGGACCUUCGGUCGAUGAGUUCCUCCGAGGCUCCGAACUAGGAAGGCCGCCUCACUAUAGUCACAAUGAAGAUUAUCACAGCGAGAGCAGCCGCGGCUCUGACCUGUCUGACAUCAUGGAAGAGGAUGAGGAGGAACUGUAUUCAGAGAUGCAGCUGGACGAGGGACGCCGACGCAACUCGCACAACACACCCAAGUUAAACACACCCUCGAGAGGCCGUCAUGACCGGGAGAGUGGGCAAAGGAUUCGUCACGGAGGCUCGCAGCCUCAGAGACGACCUCUGAUGGUCCCUGCCAUCGAUGGCUACCGAGAUCAUCAUUCUCCCACCUACUUUGAUGAGUCAGAGACAGAGGAGACCUUCCGGGUAUUUGUGGCGCUCUUUGACUACGACCCCCUGUCCAUGUCCCCGAACCCAGACGCUGCCGACGAGGAGUUGCCCUUCAAAGAGGGUCAAAUCAUCAGGAUAUAUGGGGAUAAAGACACCGACGGGUUCUACAGAGGAGAAGUGAGGGGAAGGAUGGGGCUGAUCCCAUGUAACAUGGUUUCCGAGAUACGAGCCGAGGAUGAUGAAACCAUGGAUCAGCUCAUCAAACAAGGCUUCCUGCCUCUCAGCACCCCGGUGGACAGAUUAGAGCAGAACAGGAGAGGCGUCCGCCGAGGUGAAGCCUCCAGGAGGAUGGUGGCUCUGUAUGACUACGACCCCCGAGAGAGCUCACCUAAUGUUGACGUUGAGGCUGAGCUGACCUUUUGCACCGGCGACAUCAUCGCAGUCUUUGGUGAUAUUGAUGAAGACGGUUUCUAUUAUGGUGAGAUCAACGGUCACCGUGGUCUGGUUCCCUCCAACUUCCUGGAAGAAGUGCCUGACGACGUGGAGGUGUAUCUGACCGAUACGCCCUCCCACUUCCACUCCGAGGAGCCUGCCAACCGGCUCUCUGCCAACUCUGCCGCCAGCGUCCCGGAGGGCAAACGGAUCACCCCGGAAACCCGCGUCGAUAACGACGUGACACCCGUACGCGCGCCGUCCCCAAUCGUUCGUCCGCUGCUGCCGGGCACCAUGAGACCACUCAGUCCGACAAGGAGAAUCCCCAGCCUUCCCCUGGACACCGGCAACCCUCAAGAUUUAGCCAACAAGAAGAAGAAAGGACUCCUCUCCAAGGGCAAGAAGCUACUCAAGCGACUGUCUCCUGCCAAAUAAAAGCCGACAUGUACAGCGUAGCCACUCCACUUUCUGAUGUUUUCUCCAGGACUGGAUGAGCCAGACUGAAUAUGGUUCAGUUCCUCUGUGAUCCAAAUCAAUGACGUUUUGUGUAGUGCCAUAAAUCAAGAUGGAAGCGACCACAAAAAAAAAAAACACAC
This is a messenger RNA of Hippocampus comes (tiger tail seahorse), 4678 nucleotides long. Its product is annotated as RIMS-binding protein 2-like. NCBI's taxonomy places the organism in Eukaryota, Metazoa, Chordata, Actinopteri, Syngnathiformes, Syngnathidae. The record is from RefSeq and is a predicted model, not a curated record. Bases 294 to 4517 code for a protein of 1407 amino acids. The transcript is spliced from 24 exons. Gene Ontology annotation, molecular function: protein binding. Gene Ontology annotation, biological process: neuromuscular synaptic transmission.